Molecule: messenger RNA, 1509 nt
Organism: Neltuma alba
Lineage: Eukaryota; Viridiplantae; Streptophyta; Magnoliopsida; Fabales; Fabaceae
Product: basic leucine zipper 61-like
Exons: 4
Coding region: 1-1002 (333 amino acids)
Biological process (GO): positive regulation of DNA-templated transcription
Cellular component (GO): nucleus
Molecular function (GO): DNA-binding transcription factor activity; DNA binding
Source: RefSeq, a predicted model, not a curated record
AUGGCACAAUUACCUCCCAAGAUCCCAAACACGACGCUAUGUUGGUCUGACCUCUCUGAUUCUUCCCCACCGAACAUGCCUUACGUGGCAAGUUUCUCACCCGAUGUUGCCGCCGCCGCAACUCGGGACCCACUUUGGGCGGAUGAAUUCCACGACUUCUCGUCGGAGAGACGCCAGGCCCAUCGCCGGUCGGUGAGCGAUUCCAUUGGCUUCUUCGAGGCUCCCAUGUUGCUGGAGGAUUGUCAUGUUAAUUCUAGGAAUGCCCGGCCCAGGCUUGAGGCUGAGCACGAGUUUGACAGGUUUGGUGAUGAGAAAUUCAUGUCCCCGUUCAAUGAUGACUUAUCUGGGGCUGCCAUGCCUCUAACCUUUUCCUCUUCAAAAUCUUCAAGCCCAUCUGAUCACAACAGCAUUAAUGAUGAGAAAGAAAUCACGAACCAAGUCCAACAACAACAAAACCUGCACAAGCAGAACGAAGAAGAUCAGCCGAAGCAAUUGAAAAGUGAAUCCCAUGAGGUUCAAAACCAUAUAAGCAAACAGCAGGAAACACAACCUUCAAAUAAUAAAUUAGCAACUCCUUCCUCUGACAAGAUCACUGAUCCUAAGAGGGUCAAAAGAAUCUUGGCAAAUAGGCAAUCUGCACAAAGAUCACGAGUGAGAAAGCUGCAAUAUAUAAUCGAGCUAGAGCGUAGUGUAACUUCAUUACAGGCCGAAGUAUCAGUGCUGUCUCCAAGGGUUGCAUUUUUAGAUCAGCAACGCUUGCUUCUAAAUGUUGACAAUGGUGCUCUUAAGCAACGAUUAGCUGCCCUCGCUCAGGACAAGAUCUUUAAAGAUGCUCUUCAAGAUGCACUUAAGAGGGAGAUAGAGAGGCUUAGGCAAGUGUAUCACCAACAAAACCACAAGAAAUUGGAAUAUGUUGCAGGUUCAGUAUCCCCCUCACCAAAUCCACAAUGUCAUGGUCUGGCUGAAAAGGAACAGCUUCUCAACGAGCUUCUCAACGUUUAAAUAUUCUCACCACAGCAAUGCACUAAUGACCACGUAGCGGCGAUACUGGUAUUCUCGUUAUUGUGUAUAAGAAACUUCCUAGUCUUGGAUCAGAAGGGUGAAAGGAAUCAGGAGAGGAAGAAGAAGAAUGGGAAGCGAUAAAUUCUUAGUUACAUAUUGAGUCUACUAACCAACAGUACAACGAACUAAUAGAAAGCUAUUAUUCCUCACGAUAGGUGGCUGUGUAGUAUAGGAGAAUUUUGCAUUCAUCAAAAGGAGGGAAGAGAAGGAGAAGAAGCCAUGAAUAUUCUCUUUUGUCACUCUCUUCUGUUGCCAUGUUAAUGUUUGUUUGGGAUCACAUUAGGGCGGGGUCAAAACCACACUUUGGCAAAAGCAAUCCAAAGGAUGCUUCUACCAAAACCACGUUUGAGCUCCUACUUACAUGAUUCCAAAGAUGCCAACAGGAUUUCAAAGUAGCAAGGCCAUUGUUAGUACUCUUCUGCUGCUAUGAAACAGAGCAGUCAUGUG